Molecule: messenger RNA, 5051 nt
Organism: Ectocarpus sp. CCAP 1310/34
Lineage: Eukaryota; Phaeophyceae; Ectocarpales; Ectocarpaceae
Source: the annotation of a GenBank genome assembly
AUGUGGAGAGUGCUGAAGAAGAUGACAGAGUGUACGAAAAGCGCGGUCAUGCUAGACGGAGAACUGUCUAAAUUCUNCAUGGGGGUAUGCAACAACAAGGAGGAACCAGCUGAACAUAGAUGGAAGUGGGGGAUCGAGGAGAUUGCAGUAGUGGACCAGUACACAUACCUUGGAGUAGAGAUCGCAAAAGACUGCUCGUGGAAUGCACACAUGUCCAAGGUAGCGGAAAAGGGCAAAUCACGAGCAGGGAAGCUGCAUCCAAUACUCGCAAACCGGCACCUCGAUACACGCAUCAAAUCGACGGUUUUGAAGAGCGUGAAAGCAGCGAAAAUCAUCCUAGGAUGCUCCAAGCGCACAAGUAAUGCAGCCGUGAGGGCAGAAUUGGGGAUCCAAUCCCUACGGUCGGGAAGAGACGCGAGGAAGCUGACAUGGCAGUAUCGCGUGUGCGGGAUGGGAGAGGAGAGACAACCCAAGGAAUGGGUCGAGGUUGUAGAGGACGUAUGGACGGGGCUCGACAUCGACGAAGAUGAAAACGCUGGAAACGGAGGGUCUACAGGGGACGACGGGAACGACAACAACGCCGACUGCAACGAUCACGGGGCGGACGACGACCUGCCCUCCCCCCCUCCACGUCCCUCGCCCUCCGACGCCGCCGCCGCAGGCGCACCGGCACGCUAUCUCUCUCCGCACGCCGGCGGCGGUGUGGCCGGGCCACCAGGAGGUGCGUUGGGGGCGAUGCGCCCGGAUUCGCCGCCGCCAGCUGGUGGUGGUGGUAGGACGGCGGCGGGGGGCGGUGUGAAGACGCUCGCUUCGGCGGCGGCCAUGGCCGAGAUUUCUCGCCUCACGGCGGCGCUGCGGGCGAGCGAGGCGGAGCGGGCGUCCGCCUCCGCGGUCGAGGGCUCGCGCGGUGGGGACGGCGGCAAGGUCGACGAGGUUACCAGGCAGAGGGAUGCGGCUGUUGCCGAGGCCGAUCAACUCCGCUCGAGCCUGCGCCAGCUUCAAAGCGAGCACCAAGAGACGGUCAACAAAGCUACCGCCGACCUCGACGCCGCGGGGGACGCGGAGCAAGAACUGAGGCGGCAGCUGGCGGAGGCGGAGGCGGCGGCGGAGGAGGGCCGAGCGCGCGUCGCCGCCGCCGAGAAGGAAGUCCGGGCGCACGCGGCCGCGAGGGCCGCGGCGGGAGAGAGGAAGGAGGCGGUAGCAGGGGCGGGGGGGGGGGAAGAGGCGGCGGCGGCGGUAGCGGCGGCCGAGGCCGCGGCCGAGGAAUCCUCCGCCGAGCUUUCGAGGCUCAAGAAGGCGUUCCGCGAGGAGCGGGCGGAGCACGAGGCUAUGCUGGUGGCAUCGAGGCAGGCGGCAAACGAAGCGGUGGAGGCUGCCCUGAGCUCGGCCGACGCGGACAGAGAGGAGGCGUGCGCCGAGCUGGAGGCAUCAAUGAAGGCGGAGGUCGAGCGGAAGGACCAGGAGCUCGAGGCCCUCCGGGUGCAGCUGGCCAAAUCGAAGGGUGCGAUGGAAGAGGUGUCGGCCCUGAGGGCCGAGGUGGAGGACCUACGCCGGGCGGCGGAGUGCGAGCGAGAGGCCGCCGAGAGGGCCGCUGGCGAGGCCAGGCGGAAGGCGGACGUGGUCAAGCAGCUCAGGGAGGAGAUCCGGGUGCUUCAAGCCGCUGCCGCGCAGCCUCGGGCUUCCGCGGCGGCGGCGGCGGCGAGUGCACGAGGACCGAUGACCGGCGCAGUGUCCCGGCGCGGGGAAAUCGCCGCUCGCACUGGGUGGAUGGCAACCCUUCUUUAUGGUCAUGAUCGCCUAUUGAUUUGAGUUUUUCCGCUCAAGACUAUGAUGCCGCACUCAACCCUAUUACCCCCCGUUGCCUAACACGCACACACACAUUCUGUUGCUAGAUUCCUUUUGUGUCUCUACUCCAGAGAGUAGCUUAGCCUCCCCCAGGACAUGCCCCCUGACAGGGUGCCAGCUCAUAGCCUGUUGAAGUGCUGUAUUUUCCGUGUGUUGGGCAGCUUUGAGACUGACGUCUAUUCAUCGGUGAGCCGGUUAGCGCCGUCGAUGCUAGUACUCUAAAACACAUUGACAUGUACGAACGGGCGGGGGUGUUCUUGCUUGUUCACCUAACAUGUACUUUUAGUCAGAGUCGGGUACGGACGGCUCUAUGUUUUCAAGAAGGGACAGACCCAGUAUGGUAUAUAUUGGAUGAGUUACGGUGCCCCCAAUGACACCCGUCAGUCUGUGUGUGUGGCACUCUCCUUCCUCUCUGUCCCUUGCCACCCCUCAUCCUGGAGAACCCAUGCCAUGAUGUAGCAAGCGGCAGGCGAGACUCCCUCGUCACUGGCGCAAUAUCCAACACACUGAUGUACCCGACUCAAGGGUACACGAUACGAGCACUCUACUCAAGCCUAUCAAAGGGUCUUCUGCCGAGAUUGCCUGCGCCGGCGUCCGUGUCAGAAGGAGCUGCGAAGGAGGACCUCGCUGCCAUCUAAAAGCGGAGAAGUACAAUAGACGGAAAGCCCGUGACACUCAAGGGGAUCUUAAAAGAUCUUUCGUUGUUUUUCCCCCGGUUGACACUGACGUCUGUUGAUUGAUCAGUCGGUUCACGUGGUCAACGAAACUCACACUCACGUCUUUCCUCGGUCCGCCGUUUUACGCUACCGAUGGGAACCACCGCAUAAUAUAUAUGCACGCCGUUUUUGAUUUUUUGUUGCAUCCCGUCAGACAUCGGCGGCGGCGGCGGCGGCGGAGAGGACACCGACGGGUGGGGGGAGGACGAGGACGACAGCUGCGGGGCCAGCGUCAACACCAGCAGCUCGGGGGUGGUCGUGGACCCCCCCCUGUCGGCAUCGUCCCCUUCCGGUGACGGCGGAACUCCGCGAUCCCGGGGCGCCAGCCGCGGGAGCGUCGAGGGUGACGGCGGCGGUGGACGCGCCAGCGGCAUUGCUGGGGGGAGGUCCGAGGCUUCCCUGUCCCCGGGUGGCGGGCGGUCGCGCAGAGAGGGCGGGGGCGGAAGCGGCGAGGGGGAUGGCGAGGAUGGGUGGGAAGGGUGGAAUUAGUCGCCCUUUUAUUGAUGGGGGGGCGGCGCUACGUGUAUCCAAAGUCUGUGCCGUAUGUGUUCUUUCUGGGGGGGUUGCGUUUGGCCGGCGGAAAAUGGCUUGAUCGGUCGGUAGUUUCAUGGCUGGGUUUGCUAUUAUGAAAUCAGCAUUGUAAUGACCACCGUUUGCCCGGUAGUUGGGGUUGUUUUUUUUGUGCAUGUGGCGCAGUUGUCGGUUACUGCUGUGCCUCAAUACAUUUGUAGAAAUACUUCUUGUAGUGCCGCAAAACACAGCUGUGCUGCCGUUUGCCGUUUGCCACCCCCCGCCGCCCCCGUUCAGGCCUUCUAUCGCGGUUUGUUUGGCGUGUUUGAUUUUGCGCCCCCCGCCCGGUGCUUGCCAUCGGGAUUGGGUUUUCGUCGCUUGGCAAUGACGUUGUAAAACAAGCCAAUUCACUUCGUGAACUCGGCAACCAGGACACCGUUUUUUUUUUUUUUUACCUCUGUUUUUUUGUUGGCGGUAACCAUAAUGGUGGUCGAGUAGAUUAUGUUGUGCGGGGUGGAGAACCCUCACUCCGCGCAAGGGGGAUGAUCGCACCACGUUGUGUUGAAAUGGUGAAGCACGCUCGAGGCAGUUACACAGUGCAUACAACUGUCUCUGGAAGUGAAGCACCAGAAAAUAAGUUAAGUCAUAUCGCGCUGUCAUCCGUAUGCAAGGAAGUAAGCACAAGAUGCCGAACACCCUUAGCAGGAUGCAGCGCACCCUUCAUGCGACUCGCCGAAUAUCUCACGGCGCUUCGCGCUUGGUGAUGUGAGAGCCUGGUCCGGUGAGAACCCGGCGUGCUCCGUCCCGGCUUUGUAGGGAUGCGAGGUCCAUGGUCUAACGACUACGGCAUGCACGUCUAUGAGUACCCCCCCCCCCGCCAUGCUGGGCCGGUCUGCCUAAUAGUGUGAGGAAAACGUGACUGAAGAGUAUCCCGGGGGUGCCGCAAAAUCAUCCAGGGGGAGACUGUUUUGGGUCCCAUUUUUGCCAAGAAGGACGUCGCAGGCGACUCAAGAAUGCCCCGCCCCCCCCCGCAUUGUGGCCCGUUAGUUAAUAGUUGAGCAAUUCCACACACGCGCCGGGAUCCUCACUGCUCCGUGUAUCACCCAUUGUGUGAUAUUUCUAGUUAAAGAACCUUCUCUAUUUUCGUUUCGGCCACAUUCUGUUAGCCUUCCGCGAUCUACCAUGUGUACAGAAAAUGGCGUGUCGCGGGGGGCGUAGGCUUCCCCCCCCAUUGCUUGUCGCCCCGAGUUUUCGGUAUGUGAUGGGAUGUAUGUGUGUGCGCAUGUAUCUGUAUUUUGUUUUGGUCGCUUUUCAGUCUGUUCGACGCCGGCGAGACAAGGCCUGGUUGUGGUUGUUCGCCUACUUACAGCAUUUUUCUACGGCGGUGGUGGCACGUGUUCGCCGUAGCAUGCCGGCAGUGAUGGCAGAUGUGCUGUGCCGAUGCGCAUUGCAUUUACCAGCGGCGAAGGGGAUGUGUCACGAUGUAUAUAUACGGAAAUUGUGCUUGGAGUUGAGUACAAGAACGGAAAUUCAACCUUUUGUUUUUUUUCGUUGUAGAAUGUGUACCCCUCUUUGGGUAGUGGGAUUGUGACCACGGAAUUACUGGGAAGCGGGAAACGUCUCGAUACAUUGUUUCCUACCGCGUUGCAGCGAUAACUCGUUGAAUGGGUGUGAGACAUAGUAAUGGCUAUGUGUCUUCAUCCCUUCUAUCCUUGCCCCCAAGGCUACAACACGUAUCAGUCUUCGGUCGCUCGAGAGUAGAGUAUCUGUCAGCCGGGAGUCAAACAGGAAGGAGGAAGCUCAAUAUUUUUUUGAGUGUUUCUUACAGUUGGCCCCUGCAGUUAAGAAACGCUUAUUUCGGGUCCAGCCUCGAAUUCUUAAUGUGGGCUAUAAACUCAGCGUAUGUCGUUCAGUUUCUUUUUUCAAGUUUCUUAUUUGUUCGUGCAGCAAAACCCUGCUGAAUUUCUUUAAUCGGCAAUU